CUCUUUGUUAAAGCCAUCUGCUUGUGUUAUUUGUUAUAGCAGCACUAGGUAACUAAGACUUAUGGGUUCUGGCGUGGAUUUCUUUGGGUUUAUUCUUUUUGGUGUUUGCUUAGCCUCUCCAAUCUAUUUAUUUGUCUUUUAUCAAGUCUGAGAAAUUUUCGGCCAUUAUUUGUUUGAAUAUUUUUUGAGCCCCACCAAUUUCAUCUCCUGAUGCACUGAUGACACAUUUUUAGAUCUUCUGUGUUUAGUUCCACAGAAUUCUGAGUUUUUGCUCAUUUAUUUUUUAGUCCAUUUUCUGUUCAGAUUGGAUGAUUGUUGUUCUGUCUUCAAGUGCAGUGAUUCUUCCCUGUCUAUUCUGCUGUUGCUCCCAUCCAUUGAGUUUUUUAUCCUAUAUUUUUAUGCUAUAAAAAUACAGUACUUUUUCUUUAAUUUUAAAACUUCCAUUUGGUUCUUUAUAUUAUCUGCUGCUUUGCUGAGACUUUCUUUUUCAUUUGUUUCAAGUGUGUUCUUAAUUGUCCUUUGAAACAUUUUUAUGAUGAAUGUUUUAAAAUCCUUGUCAGAUAAUUUUAACAUCUGAGUCAUCUUGAUGUUGGUGUCUUAAAUGUUUCCUCAUUUAAGUUGAGAUUUUCCUGGGCUUUGGUAUAAUGAGUGAUUUUCACUUGUAUUCUGGAGAUUUUGGGUGUUAAUGUUUUGAGGCUCUGGGCCUUAUUUAAGUCUUUUGUUUUACAAGUGUCUUCUGACACUCUGUGGGAGAUGUGGAGGGCACAGCCUUGUUAUUGCCAGAGCCCCCUUUGACACCUGAGACAGGAAGGGUACUUCCUUAGUGCUAGGCAGGGGUGGGAUUUCAGGUUCCCUUAGAUCUCUGCUGGCACCGCCUGGGUUGGGAAGGAGAGGGGUGCCUGCUAACUGCUCCCAUGUGGCCCCUACUCAUAUUGCAAGGGGGCCUUGUUACCUAGUGCUAGAUGGUGGUUAAAAGUCUGGCUUUUCACUGGGUCUGCUUUUCACUGGUAGGGAUGGGCGCCUUGUUAACACUGGUUGGAGGGGAAGUCUUGGAUUCCUUGUGCUCUACAAUGACAUUGGAAUGGGGCUUUAUUCCUGCCGGGGAUGAAUGUCCCAGCUUCCCUCCUGUCCUUCCUGACACCAUCCAGAAGUGGGAGUGAGUGAUGUCUCCUUACAGCUCCCCACUCAGUCCUUGCUGUCAAGUGUGGGGUAGGGCUGCAUUUUUUUUCUUCAUGUUUAGAUGGAGGAGGGCCGUUAUUGUGUAAAAGUUUUCCGUGCUGCUAGGCUGCCCCUUUCCUGUCCGUUAGACUUUGUUGGGGCUUUUGCCUGUGCCCAUUGUUUCCUCAGCUCACUGACUUCCCUAGCCCCCAAUGUGGGAUAUGUGAGGCAAAAAGAAAACACAGACAGUUCACUGCUGUGUUAUUCCUCGGGUCCUGAGCUCUAUAGCCUAUCUGCCUCUUCUUUCCCCCUUUCAGAGUCUUAAGUGCGUUUAUGCGUAACGUGCAGAGUUUUCAGCUGUACUUAACUGGAAGGAACAGAGAGAAAUAUAUCUACUCUACCUUGGUCUGGAACUGGAAGGAAAGGGCGAUAUACCUUUAAUAUAUAACAAAUCACAAAUUUCAUACAUCAAACCUGUUAAGUGAAUAGGUUUUGUAUAAAAUUCCAGGUUUUCUAUAGAAAUUAUGAUUUAUCUAAUAUUUCUAUUUUGGGGAACGUGUAUUAGAAUAUAGUUAGAAAAAUUUAAAAAUGUAAGGUAAAUGGUUUAUUGUGUUGUAUUUACCAACAAAAUUUUAUAUUAUGAGACCUUUAUUUCCACAUUGGCAGUUGAAAGCUAACUAGUUGUUAGGAAAACAGCUUUGAUAAGGGUUUUUCCUUGCUUUAUGAGUUUUGAAAGCCUCUUUCCUUGCUUAUGUGAAAAUGCCAUUUUAUGCUUAUUAUGUAUACAGGGCUGUAGUAAUGUGUUUUAAAGGUCCUCAGGUUUCCUUUGAUGUGAGAAUAUUUUUAUUUUAUUAUAAUUACACCGAUACAGGACACAUUCUAUUUAAUAUAUAAUGUUGGUGAGUUGUUCAAACUUGUAUAAAAAUUUUCAUCAUUGGGUUGGGAUUUUAUAAAAAUUUCCAGGGGAAGAAUUAGAUGUGAUUUGAAAAUGGUUUAAUAAAUGUUUAAAAGUUCAAUAUCACAUUGUUUUCUUUGUCAUCAGAGAUGAAGAUGUUCUUGUUUUUAUUUCAAUUAGGUAUAUAAUGAUGUGUACCACACAUAGUAUUUAAUAGUUCACUAGGAAUGCAAAUCCUUGUUAAGAUCAUUUUUUAAAAACUCCUAUGAAGUAUUGAUUUCUCUUUUGCAUGGUGAAUAUGUGAGUAAAACUAAGGUAUUGAUUUAAUGUUUUUAUUUCUAUGUUUUAAAUAGUAUGUGUAUCAUUAAAGUGAUCAUCUUUGCAGUUGAAUGAAGAACAAAUGACAUCUAGUACCAUUAUUUUGUUUAUCCAUGUCCAAUCCUACCUUUGCUUUACUUUUUUUCCCGGCAGGCAGCUGUUGGCCCUGCCUUCAGGCCUUUGUAAUAUAAUAGUUAAACUUUAGUAUAUAAAAGAUUGGUGCUGAGAACAAUGACUAUUGUCUGAUUAUCUGUAAAAUAAUUAGUGUUUUUCUUGUUAGAGGUAACACUUUUUUUUUUAAUGCUAGUUUUCUCAUUCUGAGUAGCUAACACAAUUUUGUCACAGUUUUUAAAGUUUUACAAUUAGGAUAAUCUAAUAAAUGUUUUACUAGUCAUAAAGAUGAAACUUUUCCUUUGUUGAGGUGGUUCACUAUUGAAAGGCCUUUUUUCUUUUUAGUACAGAAUGAUUCUUAAGACAGUAUUUACCAAGUUGCCUAGUCUAGGAUUGCUUGGAAUCAGAGACAAAUUUUUAGGGUCUGUGAGAAUUUCCUUUAAAAGGAAUCCAUAGUUCACUUAAGUUUAAGAAAUUCUUUACACCUGCCAGAAUAGAAAUGUUUCCCUUAAUUUCUCUACAGCUAACAGUAUAACCAUGAAGAUACGGUUGAUGAUAAAGAGCAUCACAAUUUUAGAACUCAUUGUGCUGCUUCUCCAGCCUUAAACUUGAUAAGAUUGUGACUUUUGCUAAAAUGGAACACAGUCAUUGAGAGAACUUAAUGAAAAAGACUAAAAAUCUCAUUUUGUGUAUUAUUAUCAUAUAUGUAUCAGCUGGAAGAUGAGUCUGCCCAUUUGGAUGAAAUGCCACUGAUGAUGUCUGAAGAAGGAUUUGAAAAUGAUGAAAGUGAUUACCACACAUUACCAAGAGCCAGGAUAACUCGAAGAAGAAGAGGAAUAGAGUGGUUGGUUUGUGGUGGAUGGAAAUUCCUCUGUACCAGUUGCUGUGAUUGGCUGAUACACGUUUGUCAGAGAAAGAAAGAAUUAAAAGCUCGCACAGUGUGGCUCGGGUGUCCUGAGAAAUGUGAAGAGAAACAUCCCAGAAAUGCUAUAAAAAAUCAAAAAUACAAUGUGUUUACGUUUAUUCCUGGGGUUUUGUAUGAACAAUUCAAGUUUUUCUUGAAUCUCUAUUUUCUGGUAGUAUCCUGCUCACAGUUUGUACCAGCAUUGAAAAUAGGCUAUCUCUACACCUACUGGGCUCCUCUGGGAUUUGUCUUGGCUGUUACUAUCAUGCGGGAAGCAAUUGAUGAAUUUCGACGUUUCCGGCGAGAUAAGGAAAUGAAUUCGCAGCUAUACAGCAAACUUACUGUAAGAGGUAAAGUGCAAGUUAAGAGUUCAGACAUACAAGUUGGAGACCUCAUCAUAGUGGAAAAGAAUCAAAGAAUUCCAUCAGACAUGGUAUUUCUUAGGACUUCAGAAAAAGCAGGUUCAUGCUUCAUUAGAACUGAUCAGCUCGACGGUGAGACGGACUGGAAGUUGAAAGUGGCGGUGAGCUGCACUCAGAGGCUGCCAGCCCUGGGGGACCUCUUUUCCAUCAAUGCUUAUGUUUAUGCCCAGAAGCCACAACUGGAUAUUCAUAGUUUUGAAGGGACAUUUACCAGGGAAGACAGUGACCCACCUGUUCACGAAAGCCUCAGCAUAGAAAACACACUGUGGGCCAGCACUGUUGUAGCAUCAGGUACUGUAAUAGGUGUUGUCAUUUAUACUGGAAAAGAGACUCGAAGUGUAAUGAACACAUCCAAUCCAAAAAAUAAGGUUGGUCUGCUGGACCUCGAGCUCAACCAGCUGACCAAGGCACUCUUCCUGGCCUUGAUUGCUCUCUCAGCUGUGAUGGUGGCCUUACAAGGGUUCGUGGGGCCCUGGUACCGCAACCUCUUUCGAUUCCUCCUUCUAUUUUCCUACAUCAUUCCCAUAAGCUUGCGAGUGAACUUGGACAUGGGCAAAGCAGCCUAUGGGUGGAUGAUCAUGAGGGACGAGCACAUCCCGGGGACUGUUGUCCGCACCAGCACCAUCCCUGAAGAGCUGGGGCGCUUGGUGUACUUAAUGACAGACAAAACAGGGACUCUGACCCAGAAUGAGAUGGUCUUUAAGCGUCUCCACCUGGGCACUGUGUCUUAUGGGACUGACACAAUGGAUGAGAUCCAAAACCAUGUCAUCACGUCAUACUCACAGACACAGUCUCAAGCAAGUGGAAACAAUGCCAGUUCAACUCCACCAAGGAAGGCGCAGUCUUCAGCUCCCAAAGUCAGAAGGAGUGUUAGCAGCCGAAUUCAUGAAGCUGUGAAGGCCAUCGCCCUGUGUCACAACGUGACUCCUGUGUAUGAGUCCCGAGCUGCGGGGGCUGGGGAGACAGAGUAUGCUGAGGUGGACCAGGACUUCAGCGACGAGAACCGCACCUACCAGGCCUCCAGCCCCGACGAGGUGGCUCUCGUGCAGUGGACAGAGAGCGUGGGCCUCACCCUGGUCAGCCGGGACCUGACUUCCAUGCAGCUGAAGACACCCAGCGGACAGAUUCUGACCUACCACGUCCUGCAGGUGUUCCCCUUCACAUCUGAAAACAAGCGUAUGGGGAUCGUUGUCAGGGAUGAAUCCACAGCUGAAAUCACAUUCUACAUGAAGGGCGCCGAUGUCGCCAUGUCCACUAUUGUCCAGUACAACGACUGGCUGGAAGAGGAGUGUGGAAACAUGGCUCGGGAGGGGUUACGCACUCUCGUGGUUGCCAAGAAGUCGUUAACUGAAGAGCAGUACCAGGAUUUCGAGAGCCGGUACAGCCAGGCCAAGCUGAGCUUGCACGACCGAGCGCUCAAGGUGGCCGCGGUGGUGGAGAGUCUGGAGCGGGAGAUGGAGCUGCUCUGCCUCACCGGGGUCGAAGACCAGCUGCAGGCAGAUGUGCGGCCCACCCUGGAGAUGCUGAGGAACGCAGGCAUCAAGAUAUGGAUGCUGACGGGCGACAAACUCGAGACAGCCACCUGCAUCGCCAAAAGUUCACAUUUAGUGUCUCGGACGCAGGACAUUCAUGUUUUCAGACCAGUAACAAAUCGAGGUGAGGCCCAUUUGGAGCUCAACGCAUUCCGAAGGAAGCACGACUGUGCACUGGUCAUCGCUGGGGACUCCUUGGAGGUGUGUCUGAAGUACUAUGAACACGAGUUUGUGGAGCUGGCUUGCCAGUGCCCCGCUGUGGUGUGCUGCCGCUGCUCGCCCACCCAAAAGGCCCACAUCGUGAAGCUCCUGCAGCAGCACACAGGCAGGCGCACCUGUGCUGUCGGUGAUGGAGGAAAUGACGUCAGCAUGAUUCAGGCAGCAGACUGUGGGAUUGGGAUUGACGGGAAGGAGGGGAAGCAAGCCUCGCUGGCUGCCGACUUCUCCAUCACACAGUUCAAGCACAUCGGCCGGCUGCUCAUGGUGCACGGCCGCAACAGCUACAAGCGCUCGGCGGCACUGGGCCAGUUCGUCAUGCACAGGGGCCUCAUCAUCUCCACCAUGCAGGCUGUUUUCUCCUCAGUCUUCUAUUUUGCAUCUGUCCCUUUGUACCAGGGGUUCCUAAUGGUAGGGUACGCGACAAUAUACACCAUGUUCCCAGUGUUCUCACUGGUGCUGGACCAAGAUGUGAAGCCGGAGACGGCCCUGCUGUACCCGGAGCUCUACAAGGACCUCACUAAGGGAAGAUCCUUGUCGUUUAAGACCUUCCUCAUCUGGGUUUUAAUCAGUAUUUACCAAGGUGGCAUCCUCAUGUACGGGGCGCUGGUGCUGUUUGAGUCCGAGUUUGUGCACGUGGUGGCCAUCUCCUUCACAGCGCUGAUCCUGACGGAGCUGCUGAUGGUGGCGCUGACCAUCCGCACGUGGCACUGGCUGAUGGUCGUGGCCGAGUUCCUCAGCCUUGGCUGCUACCUGGCCUCACUUGCCUUCCUAAACGAGUAUUUCGGUAUAGGCAGAGUGUCCUUUGGAGCUUUCUUAGACGUUGCCUUCAUCACAACUGUGACCUUCCUGUGGAAAGUGUCAGCCAUCACGGUGGUCAGCUGCCUGCCACUGUACAUUCUUAAGUAUCUGAAGCGAAAGCUUUCUCCUCCCAGCUACUCCAAGCUCACCUCCUGA
Molecule: messenger RNA, 6513 nt
Organism: Trichechus manatus latirostris (Florida manatee)
Lineage: Eukaryota; Metazoa; Chordata; Mammalia; Sirenia; Trichechidae
Gene: ATP9B
Product: ATPase phospholipid transporting 9B (putative)
Exons: 31
Coding region: 3187-6513 (1108 amino acids)
Biological process (GO): retrograde vesicle-mediated transport, Golgi to endoplasmic reticulum; phospholipid translocation; endocytosis
Cellular component (GO): plasma membrane; trans-Golgi network; endosome
Molecular function (GO): ATP hydrolysis activity; magnesium ion binding; ATPase-coupled intramembrane lipid carrier activity
Source: RefSeq, a predicted model, not a curated record